GAGCGUCAGCGAUGGCAGCAACGGGUGUCAGAGCUACAAGCCCUCAAGUCCCAGCAGGUUGCAGCCAUCACAGCGGAUGGUGAGCGCCGGCGCGUCGAGGCCCUUGACUAUGUAGAGCAGCAGAAGCAGCUCGAGGAUCUCGUCGAGGAGGUUCAGUCGCUUCGCGAUGAUCUGUCGCAGGUUGAGAGAAGUGCUGCGUCAACCGUCAGGGAGGCAGUCGUUUGUUUGGAGCACGGCUUCGCCAAGCGCUUGGUGGAGAAGGCAGAGAAGCGGCAGUUGCAGUACGAG
Messenger RNA from Symbiodinium pilosum, 288 nucleotides. Lineage: Eukaryota; Dinophyceae; Suessiales; Symbiodiniaceae. The record is from the annotation of a GenBank genome assembly.